AUGGACGAUCUCGCCAACCUCGAGUUCUUGUCUCUCGUGUCCAAGGUCACGUCCGAAAUCCAAAACCAUGUAGGCGUAUCAGACAAGACGCUCGCCGAAUUCGUCAUCGACCAGCACGCGAAAUGCAAAGGCGUCGCAGACUUCAAGGAACAGCUCGAGGCCAUGGGCGCAGAGUUUCCCCAGAGCUUGGUGGAGAGCAUCGAUCGUCUGAUCUUGACGCUGCAUCCCAAGUACAAGAGCAAGGGCGCAAAUGGAAAUCAGGCAGGCGCAAACGGGCAGGGUGGCGGCGACGACACUGAUCGCAAGACACGCGUCUUCAAGGGCCUCGCGAUUCCAGAUAAAGAGGUCAACUACGACGUUGCCGACGAUGCGCCGGCCAAGAGUGCAACAAAGGGCGAUGCGCUCGACGACACAUUCGCCAUGCUCGAAGGCCUGGCAGGGAAGGGCCCUGGCAAGCCCAAGGAGCGGUCGCGUAAGAGGAGCAUGAGCCCAAUCGAUAGCGACGACGACGACGUAGCCAGAAGCAAACGACACAGGCGCAAGAACCCGUCACCCUCGGAAUCGCCGUCACGCUCACACAGCUGGCGGGGCCGCCACACGCGAAACGACGAGCUAGUGUUCGAGGACGAGUUUGGACGCACCAGGACUGUCAAACCCUCAAACAAGCAACGGAGCCGUAAAAAGUACCGGGACGAGGACCUUGACGAGUUUCGCCGGCCACCGACGCCAGAGCUCGACGACGAGCCACUACUAUACAAAGUCUACGAUGGCAAGGUCACGGGCAUCAAGGACUUUGGUGUCUUUGUGAAUUUACAGGGAGUCAGAGGCAAAGUGGACGGACUUGUGCACGUGACCCAGAUGCUGGAAGGUGCUCGUGUCAACCACCCGUCUGACCUCGUUUCAAGAUGGCAGGAAGUCAAGGUCAAGGUCAUCAAGAUGGAAGGCGGCAAGAUAUCACUGUCCAUGAAGGAAGUGGACCAAAGAACAGGUCACGACCUUGCACCUAACAAACGCAUUGCAUCUUUGGCAUCUGGCGCAAACUCACAGAGCAUCGGAGGCAUUCCUGGCCUUGACAGUGCUGUGCCAGUAGUAGAAGAGGGCUUCAACGGUCGCCAUAAUGGCGUGCGAAAGAGAAUGACAUCACCAGAGAGAUGGGAAAUUAAACAACUCAUUGCAUCUGGUGUGAUACCAAAAUCUGACUACCCUGAUAUUGACGAGGAAUUCAACGCGCAUAUCAACGGCGAAGGAGGGUUCGAAGAAGAGGAGGACAUCGAUAUCGAGGUGCGAGAAGAGGAGCCACCAUUUUUGGCGGGCCAGACCAAACAGUCGCUGGAACUCUCGCCCAUUCGAGUCGUCAAAGCACCCGAUGGGUCGCUGAAUCGCGCUGCCAUGGCUGGUGAUACUCUAGCAAAGGAACGAAGAGAUUUGAGACAACAAGAAGCCCAGGAAAAGGCUGCCAAGGAAGCCGCGAAUGUCGACUUGAGCAGUCAGUGGAACGAUCCCAUGGCACAACAACGACAAUUUGCCAGCGAUUUGCGCAAUACCCGUACAAAUCAGCCCACCGAAGCACUCCCAGAAUGGAAGAAAAUCUCAGCUGGAAGCAAAGACACAUCGUUUGGUAAGCGUACAAACAUGAGCAUCAAGGAGCAACGGGAAUCUCUCCCCGUUUUCAAAUUUCGGAAGCAACUUCUUGAGGCGGUUGCAGCCCAUCAAAUUUUGAUCGUUGUUGGUGACACAGGAUCCGGAAAAACCACGCAGAUGACCCAGUACCUUGCAGAAGCAGGCUAUGCUAAUGAAUUGAUGAUUGGAUGUACGCAACCUAGACGUGUCGCUGCUAUGAGUGUCGCCAAACGUGUUGCCGAGGAGGUUGGCUGCAAGCUCGGAAACGAAGUUGGUUACACCAUUCGAUUCGAGGAUCAGACGUCGCCAGACACUAAGAUCAAGUACAUGACGGACGGUAUUCUGCAGCGAGAGAUUCUUUUAGAUCCUAUGCUGUCAAAGUACAGCUGUAUCAUGCUUGACGAAGCGCACGAGCGUACAAUCGCUACAGACGUGUUGUUUGGAUUGCUGAAGAAGACACUCAAGCGAAGACCAGACAUGAAGCUUAUUGUCACUAGCGCUACGCUGGAUGCCGAUAAGUUCUCGGAGUACUUUUACAAGUGUCCCAUCUUUUCAAUUCCAGGGCGAACUUUCCCGGUCGAGGUUAUGUACAGCCGAGAGCCAGAGUCAGAUUAUCUGGAUGCAGCGCUGGUGACGGUCAUGCAGAUUCACUUGACAGAGCCGCCAGGUGAUAUCUUGCUCUUCCUGACUGGUAAGGAGGAAAUCGACUCCUCUUGUGAAAUCAUUUCAGAGCGGAUGAAGGCUUUAGGGCCCAAUGUACCUGAGCUUAUGAUUCUGCCAAUUUAUGGAGCGCUACCCUCAGAAGUCGCGUCGCGUAUCUUUGAGCCAGCGCCUAAUGGUGCACGUAAGGUCGUCAUUGCCACUAACAUCGCCGAGACCAGUUUGACCAUUGACGGGAUCUAUUACGUUGUGGAUCCAGGUUUUGUCAAACAAAGCUCGUAUGACGGAAAGUUGGGUAUGGACCGAUUGCAAAUCACACCUAUCUCGCAAGCACAAGCUCGUCAAAGAAGUGGAAGAGCUGGCAGAACCGGUCCAGGAAAAUGCUUCCGAUUGUAUACUGAAGCUGCCUUCCAAAACGAGAUGUUACCGACUACAAUUCCUGAGAUUCAACGCCAGAACCUGUCGAACACGAUUCUCAUGCUCAAAGCCAUGGGAAUCAAUGACCUCCUUCACUUUGACUUUAUGGACCCACCUCCAACAAAUACCAUGCUUACAGCCCUCGAGGAGCUAUACCAACUCGGUGCCCUUGAUGACGAAGGCCUCCUCACUCGUCUCGGCCGCCAAAUGGCCGAUUUCCCCAUGGACCCCGCUCUCUCCAAAUCACUUAUCUGGUCCGUCGACCUCCAAUGCUCCGACGAAGUCCUCACCAUCGUCGCCAUGAUAAGUGCCACCCAAAACGUUUUCCACCGCCCACGCGACAAGCAGCAACAAGCCGACCAAAAGAAGCAGAAAUUCAACGAUCCUUCCGGCGACCAUAUCACCCUUCUUAACGUUUACAACGGCUGGAAAGCAGGCGGCUUCAGCACACCCUGGUGCCACGAAAACUUCAUCAUGCCCCGCAACCUGCAGCGCGUCAGGGACGUCCGCAACCAACUCCUCCAAAUCAUGGCCAGGCACAAACACCAAGUUGUCUCCUGCGGUCGCAACACCAUUAAAGUCCGGCAAGCCCUCUGCAGCGGCUUCUUCCGCAACUCGGCGCGUAAAGACCCAUCCGAAGGCUACAAGACGCUGGUUGAAGGGACACCCGUCUACCUGCAUCCUUCAUCUGCGCUCUUCGGUAAGCCAGCUGAACACGUGAUUUAUCAUUCCUUGGUCGAGACGACGAAGGAGUAUAUGCAUGUUUGCUCUGCGAUUGAGCCGAAGUGGUUGGUUGAGGCUGCGCCGACGUUUUUCAAGGUUGCGCCAACGGAUAAGCUAAGUAAGAGGAAGAAAGCGGAGAGGAUUCAGCCCCUACAUAACAAGUUUGCAGGCGAGGAUGAUUGGAGAUUGAGUGCGCAGAGAAGGGCGGGGAGGGGUGGGGGUGGCACAUGGGGGUAG
This is a messenger RNA of Plenodomus lingam JN3, 3657 nucleotides long. RefSeq lists its product as uncharacterized. Gene Ontology annotation, cellular component: catalytic step 2 spliceosome; intracellular anatomical structure. Gene Ontology annotation, molecular function: RNA helicase activity; RNA binding; ATP binding. The record is from RefSeq and is a predicted model, not a curated record. Gene Ontology annotation, biological process: spliceosomal complex disassembly. Lineage: Eukaryota; Fungi; Ascomycota; Dothideomycetes; Pleosporales; Leptosphaeriaceae.